AUGGGUGUUUGUUUCUUUUUAAAAGUUUCAAUUUCUUCAAGUCAAAAUAUCACCUACAAUAAAGACUGUGAAUUUGAUAAAAAACCUGGAGACUCUUUGGAACCUGAAGACCAAUUGGAGCCCAAAAAUUCUGAAGACUUGUUGGAACCCAAAAAUCCUGAAGACUUGUUAGAACCUGAUGAUUUAUUGGAGCCUAAAAACUCAUCGGAACCCGAAAAUUUAUUGGAACCUGAAAAUUCUACAGAACCCAAAGACCCACUUUUUCAGCUUGGUCAUGCUUACUCAUCUCUUGAAGCCUUCAAAUACGUUGCUGAUCAAUAUGCUAUAACAAACGGGUUUAAGGUGAUUCUCUAUAAAAGCAAUAAUCGUAGUGAUGGUGUUCAUUACACUCAAGUUUUUGCAUGUGAUCGAUACGCUGUUUUUAACCAUAAUCAUCCACUAAUUCCAGUUCGACUUAUGCGCGUUUUGAACCGUGAAAUACCAGCAGAUAUUAAGGAAGAAAUCCUUCUUGUAAAAAAAGUAGGCAUUUCAACAUCACAAAUCCAGUCGUUACUUGUUGUGAA
Messenger RNA from Diversispora eburnea, 563 nucleotides. The record is from the annotation of a GenBank genome assembly. NCBI's taxonomy places the organism in Eukaryota, Fungi, Glomeromycota, Glomeromycetes, Diversisporales, Diversisporaceae.